AUGGGGAAACCUCAACAAGUGAAGACAGAUAAUGGACCUGCCUAUACAGGAAGGAACCGGAAGUGGAAAGCAGUCGUUUGGAGUCCCACCCAACGAGGGGUAGAAGCUACUGAGGGUCAAGACAAUCUCAUCUACUGGAUCAAGGACAACCCGGAGCCAGUGGUCUUCCGACUGUGCUGCGAAGGGGUGCAGGUGAAGCUGAGGGUCAGCCCCCAGGAGCUGCAUUUCAACAAGCUGCUUCUGCACAGGACUGACACCCAGACCCUGGUCCUGAGAAACGACAGCCCACUGCCCAUGGCAUGGCAUCUCAGUGGGCUGGACGACCUUGGUGAACACUUUUCUGUAUCGCAAGGUGGGGGCAUCGUUGGGCCCCGCACAGACUUUGAGGUGAAGUUGGAUUUCAAGGCCGAGAAGAUUGGCAUCAUGAAUAAGAUGAUCCGACUAGAGGUUUCAGAUACAGAAAACAUCCUGGGCAUUGUUCAGGCUGAAACCAUCAAAGUUUCUGUGGAGGUCUACGAUGUUAAUCUGAGCAUCAACAUGCCUGAAGGUCCAGAUGGUAGCUUGGAAUUUGGAACCAUUAAUGUCUUGGAUAAUAAGAAGCAAGUCCUGAGCCUGAAGAACAAAGGCUUAUACGACAUUGAGUACAGUUUCAAGCUGACCACUGGAAGUGCCAAAAGGGGCGACUUGGAAUCUCCCUUCACUGUCCAGCUGCAGAGGGCUGUGCUGAAAGCCUCCCGACCACCUGUGAAAGUUGAGGUCCUCUUCCACCCCACGACUGAAGUGUUUCUCGAGAGCAAACCCAUCCUGCUCUGCCAGGUCAUUGAUCUCAAAUGGGGUCAAGGAGGCGAGACCGUUGCCACCAUCCCAGUGAGGGUGUCGGCGAGAGCUGUGUACAGCAAGUACAGCAUCGAGCCUGCCUCGCCCAUUGACUUCGGUGCCAUGGUUCAGGGCACCAAGAAGAGCCAGGUCCUAAUUGUGGAGAACAAAGGUGCUCUUAACUUCAAAUUCCUCAUCCGCCAAGCACCUCCACUGCAAAGUUCACAGCAAGAGGAAUCUGCCCCCUCGAUCAGGGAAAGAAAACGUUCCACACAGGCUCAGCUCACUGUAGGCAUGUUCACCGUGUCCCCUUGCUCUGGCUCCAUUGGUCCUUGGGGCCAGCAGAAGAUCACAGUGGAUUGCAACGCAGGAGCAGAGGGGAAAUGUGAGGAGCAGCUGUACAUUGACAUCAGCAACAGAGACCCCAAGGACAAUCCCCUCGGCAUUCCCUUUACCCUGACUGCCGAGUCCUGCUUCCCAGCACUUGUUGAAGACGUCACAUCCAUCUUUGAGCAGUACCCGAUCCACAGCAAUGUCAAUCUCCGCCAGAUGUUACAGUCGGUGCAAGGCAACGGUGUGUUCAUCAGAGAUGAUAACAAAUUCAUCUUCACCAAAGUUCAGGUUGGGCAACGGGUCACGGCUCGCUUCAAGAUCUCUAAUGGCAGCAGUGUCCCAUGUGACAUGGUCCUCUCCAUCAAAGCCAUGCCUGGAGAGCCUCACAGCCUCAUCAGCGACAUCUUCAAGCUGGAUCCUGUCGAGAUGAGCAUUCCCGGCUUAUCCCACACCUUUGCUACAGUGACCUUCACUCCAGAACAAAAGGAGGACUACCAGUGCACUUUCACAGCUUCCCCUGUUAGCCCAAAAAGUAGCUCCAUGAAGAUGAAACCCCAACAUCUGACCUUCACUAUCAGUGGAGAGGGGCACGUGCCUCAGGUGACAGUCAAGUGCCCGGGCCUUCGGAGUAAGAGGGGAAACCCUGUGCUGCGCUUCAGGAGGCUCCUGCUGGGGGAUUCACAGACACUCCCCCUGGUCCUUUGAAACAAUGGCAUCAUACCCACCCAGUUUAUAGUUCAUAUCAUGGAU
Messenger RNA from Corapipo altera (White-ruffed manakin), 1899 nucleotides. Its product is annotated as hydrocephalus-inducing protein homolog. Gene Ontology annotation, cellular component: axoneme. Gene Ontology annotation, biological process: axonemal central apparatus assembly; cilium movement. Lineage: Eukaryota; Metazoa; Chordata; Aves; Passeriformes; Pipridae. Bases 1 to 1854 code for a protein of 617 amino acids. The record is from RefSeq and is a predicted model, not a curated record. The transcript has 14 exons.